AUGUCUAGUGAUGUGUCCUAUCUAAGGUCUAAUAACUCUUCAUUGUCCACUGGUUUAUUGAAUGUUGCUACUGAAUCAGUAGUUCCCAUUGGUCCUUUAGAUGGUUCUUUGUCUGGGGUUUCUUGUCUUAUGGGUAUUAAUGCAGUUGGUCAUAGCUCUCAGCCGACUGAUAUUUGUGCAGCACCUAGAGCUAAUAUUUGUGCAUCACCAAUCGGUAUUAAUGCGGCUUCAUCUUCCUCUGUUGAGUCAUCUUCUGUUAAAGAGGCUUUAUGUCAUGAUCAUUGGCGACAGGCUAUGUCUGAGGAAUAUGAUGCACUUAUGCACUCGUCUUUACUCAUUCGACAUACUUCUUCUCAUUGUUGUUACAUCUUGGUGUAUGUUGAUGAUAUUCUAAUUACAAGAAGCUUCACGACUAUGAUUUCUCAGUUGAUUUCUACGCUUCAUCGUCAAUUUUCAUUGAAGGAUUUGGGGUGGCUGAGCUAUUUUCUUGGUAUUGAAGUUUCAAAUCCUCCUCAAGGUGGACUAUUUCUAUCUCAGUCUAAAUAUAUCAUGGAUCUUCUUGUUAAAGCUCGUAUGGCUGAGGCUCAUGCUAUUUCAACUCCAAUGGUGAGUGGUCCUUUGUUAUCUGCUAGACAGGGUGAUAAGUUUGUUGAUGUUCAUCAAUAUAGGGGUAUUGUCGGUGCUUUGCAAUAUGCCACUUUGACUCGCCCUAAUAUUUCUUUCAGUAUCAAUAAAGCCUGUCAAUCUAUGCACUCUCCUACUUUGGUUCAUUGGCAAUUGGUGAAACGAAUUCUUCGUUAUCUCAAGGGUAUAGUGGAUCAUGGUCUUCUGUUAUCCAAACCUUCUCAGUUUUCACUUCAUGGUUAUGUUGAUGUUGAUUGGGCGUCGGAUCCAGAUGAUAGAAAAUCAACGUCUGGAUUUUGUGUAUUUUUUGGUGGAAACCUUGUUACCUGGGGUCCAAGAAACAAUCUAUUAUUUCUCGUUCAAGUACAGAGGCUGAAUAUCGUUGUCUAG
This is a messenger RNA of Momordica charantia (bitter melon), 1014 nucleotides long. The record is from RefSeq and is a predicted model, not a curated record. Lineage: Eukaryota; Viridiplantae; Streptophyta; Magnoliopsida; Cucurbitales; Cucurbitaceae.